Molecule: messenger RNA, 4491 nt
Organism: Diplodia corticola
Lineage: Eukaryota; Fungi; Ascomycota; Dothideomycetes; Botryosphaeriales; Botryosphaeriaceae
Product: anucleate primary sterigmata protein b
Exons: 2
Coding region: 1-4491 (1496 amino acids)
Cellular component (GO): microtubule organizing center
Source: RefSeq, a predicted model, not a curated record
AUGGCUCGGAAAUCCACCGACGACGAGGAUGUGCGCUCCUUCGACCACUCAGACCCCGAGCUGCCGCCGCUGCCCUCGGACGACGACGACAGCUUCCUGCGCCCGCCCAGCGACAGCGCCGACAACAGCUACCUGGGGAGCGAUGGCGGGAGCAUAAUGGAGCGCGACAUGCAGCGCAAGCUGCUGGACAUUGAAUCGAGCUUCCUGCCGGACCGGGAUGCUGAUAAUUCCGAGUCUGCCCACGCCUCGACAGGAGCCGACGAUACCUACAUGUACGGAGCUUCGUCGCUGCGGCCGCCGCCGCGGAACGGUGCGAGAGGCAGCGGGCGUUCCAGGGACUCCAGCGGCCGAAGGUCGGUGCAUGCGGAGGAUGUUGCGCUGCCUGAAUCGCCCGCGCACCCCGACGAUGCUCAUGGAGCCCCGGCGCCAGGCCAAGGGCACUUCGACGAGGGAGAUCGCUUUGAGGAAGGCAGCAGCUCGUUUGAAGAGCACGCGCCCUCGUCUCCAACCGCUGCCGCAGCGGAACGCUCCCAGACAAGAACAGAAGAACAGACCAGCAAACAGACCGAGCCGAUUAUCGAAGUUACCCAUGCCGAAAACCAGGGGCAGCAACAUGAGGAGGAUGCCCGCUCACAAAAGUCGUUCCGGCCGACCUCGAGUGCUUCUACAGUAAAAGCUGAGAGAGCCGAAAACGACUGGAACACCGACGACGAACGCCGUUCGAGAUUUCGUGACACGUUUUCCUCCACAGUCACGGCACGCAAUCCUUCGAAUGCCUCCAACGUUCGCAAGAGGCCCAGCUUCUUGCGGGACCGCAGCAGAGGAGCCAGCCAGCGCUCUACAGCGUCGUCUUUCGCCGGCAGAUCAGAGAGCUCGUUUGGCGACAGUAGAGACAGCUCUGAUUUUGCCCUCCAAACCGGCGGUGCCUUGCCUGGCACAGGCAUGCGAAGUUCUGAACGCGACCUGUCUCGACUACCAAGUUUAGGGAGCAUCGCAUCUUCAAUUUCUGUAAACAGCGACAGCAGGCCAUCUCUAGACCGCGCAAGGAGCACGCUCUCUCAGGCAGACAACAACCUGGAACGUCUGGACGAAGAGCCCCGGCCGACGUCCGCCUCGCCGCCCGCUACACCGACCGCACGGCCAUUCAGCUCCGGGACGAAUAACAUGACGGACACAGUCAUCACCAAGCACGUGCAAAACAUUCGUGUCCCCGACACGGUCGCGAGGGAGUACCGGGAAAAACACGCGACCAAGUCUCCAGAAAGACCGUCUACGGCUAGUCAAUUCGCUUUCAGUAGUCGAACGAAGCAUAACCUUACGCUCAAGGAACAAAACAGCAAGAUUGACAAGCUGAGCAAGGAGAACUUCGACCUCAAGUUGAAGAUUCACUUUCUUGACCAGGCGUUACAAAACAGGUCCGAUGAGGGUGUUAAAGAUAUGAUCUCGAAAAACGUCCAGCUGCAGACCGACCUAGCCACCGAGAAGAAAGAGAAUCAAAGUCUGAGGAGGAAGGUGCGUGAGUUGGAGAGGAAACUCAAGGCGCAAGAGGAAGGCAUGGCAGCAGCCAAGGAGAAAACGACCGGCUCCGACGAUGAGAGAGGCGAGGGCUCUCAAGACCAGGGUGAGAUGGAGGAAGAGAUCACGUACUUGCGUGAAUGUCUGCAGCAAUCUGAGACUGAAAUCGAGCGGCUCAAGGAGGAGGGUUUGGCCAAGGAAGUGGAGAAGAGGCGCAUGGCCGAGUACGUCAAGUCCAUGGGAGACCGCAAGAAUUCCGAGCCCUCUGCCGGCGUCGAGGAAGCCAUGGAGAUGUGGAAGGACUUGCUGGAAGCCGAGACUGCGCGCCGCGAGCAAGCCGACGACGAUGCGGAACGCCUGCGUGACGAAAUCCGUCGCCUGAAGGCUGAGCGCGAACAGCCUUCGCAGCAAGCACCCAAUGUCCGUCAUGGCCACAACAUGAGCCGGGGGAGCCGGAUGUCGUUUGCCCGAUCACAGUCAGGCUCCGAUGGUACCACGGAAAAUCGUGCAGGCACGAGUGCCAGUAGCGUCACCCUUGUCGACCAGCUCAAGCACGAGAACGCCGAGCUGCGCAGAGAUCUUGGCGCUCAAACCUCCAUGCUCGUCUCUCGGAACCGCGAGAGGGAACGUCUGCAACAAGAGAUCGAGGAUCUCAAGCUGUCGGUCCGCCGCGGUGCUGGCGGCUCAGUGGUUGGCGACAGCAUCUUCGAGCGGUCGAUAUCUCGUGCAAAUCAUCAUAGGCCAUCAUCCCGGAACAGUGCGGUGACAAGGACCAACGACUUGGAUGAUGCUGAGCGGGAUGAGUAUGAGCAAAAGCAAGCAGAGCUCCGGGACCAAAUCGCCGAACUGAAGAUGACGAACCAGGAGUUAGAGAAGCAGCUGAACAACACCCUAGACGAGCUAGAACGUACAGAAGAGAACAUGCGCCAACUGGAUCGCGAGAACAACAACCUGCUUGAGGAUGUGAGGAACAUCCAAAAUGAGCGGGAUGAUAUCCUCCGGUCAUUGGAGCAGAAGGAAGCAGAGUUCGAUUCGUUGCGAGAAGAGGCUGAGGACGAGAUCGAUGGGUACGAGCAAGAACUUCAUCAGAAGGAGCAGGACUUGGAGCGCUUGAUCAACGACCUCGAAAACCGCAAUGAGGACUUCGAGGCCCUGCAACAGGAGAUGAGGAACGUCAGCGAGAGUCUAGUGAUGCUUGAGGAUGACAGAAACGCCAGCCAGCGCAGGAUCCAGCAGCUGGAGCAGGAACUCGAAGACGCAAACCAAGAGCUGGAGUCGCUCGACCAGAAGCUGCAUGAAGCUCAGCAGAAGAUCGAACGCUUUGAGGUCCAACAGGAGUCGAACCAGAGUGAAAUCACUUUCUUGCGCGAGGAGCAGGAGGGCGACAAGAUCAGGAUCGGUGACCUCGAGGCUGCUCUUAACGCAGCACAGAUGAAUAUCCAAGAGGAGAGGGAACGCUACAAAGACCUGGAAGACCGUGGUUCAGAGGAAAUCAAACAGCGCGAAGCGCUCGGCAGCCAAGAGAAGGAGCAGUGGCAGAAGGCUUUCGACGACCAAAACGCGCAGAACACCAAGGCUCGUGAGGAAAUCCGUCGUCUUCGCAAGGAACUCGCUGCCAAGGAAGCCGAGGCAACGAACUGGAAACAGAGGCUCGAUGACCUUGAGAACAGUCUUCGUGACGCUCUUGGCAGCUUGGACGGCACCAAGUCCAGCUUACUGAAGGACGUGACCAAGCUUCAGAGAGACCUCGACGAGACCAUGAUGGAUCUCGACCACGCACGGUCCGAGCUGGCGGACAAGGAGCGUACCUUGCGUAACCGGGACACGCUUCUCGAAAGCACCAGCUUAGAAAGCCGCAAGUUGGCUGACAUGCUCGACAAGGAGCGACAGCUUCGCAUGCAGGAGAAGCGACAAUUCGAGCAGUCGCAGAGGAAAGACCAAAGCAACACGCGCACCAUCCAGUCAUACGAGACGCGUAUACUCGAGCUGGAAACAUCCCGCAGCCAAGACCGCCGGCGGAUCAAUCAGCUCGAGGCUCAGUAUAAGGACCAGCUGCUCGAACGCAACAACCUUCUGCUCGCGCUCUGGAACCGCCUUUCUACCCUUUGCGGCACUGAUUGGGCUCAGCGCAACAGCCUGGUGAACGGAGAGCUGCCAACGCUCGAGGUCAUCGGCCGCGGCCUCCCGGGCUUCAGCAAGAACGUCCUUGCCGCAAUCAAGAUGGUCGAGGGCAUCAUCGGCGGGUUCAAGGUGCGCAUCCGCGGCAUCGAGAAGGACCUAUGGAAGGAAUACCAGACGCUGGAGCACAAGCUCGACGUGCGGGUCAAGCACCUCGACGGGCUGGAGAAGACGAUCCGGUCGGGCAGCAUGGGCAUGAUCCGCAACGAGACGCUGAACAACGAGAUCUCGCGGCUGAAGAGCGAGAACAAGCACCUGAAGGCGGACCUCAACCUCUCGCGCCAGAACACGCGCUCGUCGGGCGACUCGGCCGACCAUCAUCACCAACAGCGCCACCCGCCGCCGCCGCCGUCGUCGUCGUCGCGCCUGCCGCAGCACCGCAGCGUCUCGGGCCCGCAGGGCAUCAGCAACGUCAACCGCCACUCGAUCGCGUCGACGCUGCUGCGCCACAACUCGAGCGCGGCCGACCUGCUGCAGCACGCCUCGUCGUCGCACCAGCAGGAGCCCACGUCCAACCCUUCCUCGCACCGCUCCCCGCCCAGCACGCCCGCCGUCCAGCCCACCGAGCAGCGCUGGAUCGGCCGCCUCAAGGAGCUCGAGCGCCGGUUGAAAGCGGAGCGCGAGGCGCGGCUGCUGGACCGGAAGGGCGCGAGGCAGCGGCUCCAGGAGGGAAAAGCGGAGAACGAGGAGUUGAGGGGCAUGUUGGAGCGGGAGAAGGACCGCGCGGAGAGUAAUGGCGGGGGCAGCGGGAGGAGCAGUCCCAGCCAUGCGGCGUUUCCGACCAUCGGGACGAGGUGA